Mixia osmundae IAM 14324 is the source of this 828-nucleotide messenger RNA. RefSeq lists its product as uncharacterized. Gene Ontology annotation, cellular component: nucleus. Bases 1 to 828 code for a protein of 275 amino acids. Lineage: Eukaryota; Fungi; Basidiomycota; Mixiomycetes; Mixiales; Mixiaceae. The record is from RefSeq and is a predicted model, not a curated record. Gene Ontology annotation, biological process: regulation of DNA-templated transcription. The transcript has 4 exons.
AUGGCCAUGCCUGGCUUGGUCGGCUAUGGCAGCAGCGAUGGCGAACCGGAUGACGUGCAAGUGCCAAGUCCAAAGCAGGCCAGCAUAGCUGCAGUGCAGACGAUCACGUCGGACACAGCAAGGAGCACGCCGGAGCGAGUGAACACGCCUACGAGAUUGUUAGCGGGCGUCAGGAUACCGAGCAAUCAGGUCGGCUCGGGCUCGUCUUUGCAGAUCAGUUCUGUGCCUCAAGCCACUCGAUCGAGCGCCAAGAAGCAAAGCAACGGUUCACGACCUCCUUCGACGUCUCCACCUGUCCAGCGCGUCGGAUCACCUGAUGGCACUCGAGGCAGUCCCCGAGUGAUACAGGACACGCCAAAGCUUGCUGCGGGCCUGCUGUCUGACGAACGACGGCUUGCUUUGCUGCAACGGAUGGGUGUAGAUCCUUCGAGCUCAGCAGAGCCAGUAUCAGAGACGCUCGAAGCCAAGCUCGCUACGUUUCACGAACUGAAAUCGACUGGCAUUCAUUUCAACGACACGCUCGUACGCAACAAAGCCUUUCGUAAUCCCCAUAUCCUGUCCAAGCUCGUCGACUUUCUCAACAUCGACGAGAAGACGAGCAAUUUUCCCAAAUCUGUCUGGGACGCCCAGCAUGGUCUACCGCCCGAAGCUUCUGCUUCUCGCAUAGCUGAAGCGCAGAAGAGACGAGCGGAGGAGCGAACGGCUGCGCAAGCGCCUGGCAAACGAUCCGCUAUCGCAUUCGAGUCAUCUUCAAGCAGACGGCCAGAGGAGUAUAGUCGCCAGAACGACAAGAGACGAAGGAGUCGCAGCCCACCAAGACGGCGCUGA